GUCUUUUGCACAGUGACUCUUAUUAGCACACUCUUUAUCUCAACUGCUUCAUACCCACUCACUCAAUUGAAUUAUUGUAACAGCAUAAAACAUGGCUUCUCCUCUUGUCGUUGGCCUUGGUCUUCUCGGUGCAGGGCUUGCUGGCCGCGUGGGCUACCAAAUGAUGCGAGCUUCUCGCGGUGGUGCCCAAGAGUUCUUGAAGGGCGGGUUCAAGGCUAAGAUGGACAGGUCUGAAGCUAUACAGGUUCUCGGCCUCAGAGAACCUAUCACCUCAAACAAGUUGAAGGAUGCUCAUCGACGAUUAAUGCUUGCCAAUCAUCCCGAUCGAGGAGGUGCGCCCUAUCUUGCAGGGAAAGUGAACGAGGCCAAGGCUUUGCUUGACAAGGAAGUCGUUCGAAGAUAGUCACGGGCAAUGGGAAGAUGAUAUUUGUGGCCUGCAGACUCUGAAAGGAGGACGCAUCACCCGCUGUGACUCUUAUUUUUGUAUAACUAUGUUGCGACAGCACAGGAUCCUCUUUGGGCAUUUACUUCUACUGGCAUCAUGCACUUCUCUUUAUGGCGA
Messenger RNA from Cryptococcus deneoformans JEC21, 562 nucleotides. RefSeq names its product chaperone, putative. Gene Ontology annotation, biological process: protein import into mitochondrial matrix. Gene Ontology annotation, molecular function: ATPase activator activity. The record is from RefSeq and is a predicted model, not a curated record. NCBI's taxonomy places the organism in Eukaryota, Fungi, Basidiomycota, Tremellomycetes, Tremellales, Cryptococcaceae. Bases 92 to 403 code for a protein of 103 amino acids. The transcript is spliced from 3 exons. Gene Ontology annotation, cellular component: PAM complex, Tim23 associated import motor.